Molecule: messenger RNA, 1495 nt
Organism: Radiomyces spectabilis
Lineage: Eukaryota; Fungi; Mucoromycota; Mucoromycetes; Mucorales; Radiomycetaceae
Product: Polymerase/histidinol phosphatase-like protein
Exons: 5
Coding region: 117-1415 (432 amino acids)
Molecular function (GO): 5'-3' RNA exonuclease activity; 5'-3' DNA exonuclease activity
Source: RefSeq, a predicted model, not a curated record
GAUCGUCUUUGCAUGAAUUAACUUUGGGUCAGUCUCGCCGGGGAUUUAUAAUUGAACCUCCGUUAAUGAUGGCUGGAACCCAAGAAUUCAAACGGUGAAAAAUAUCUCUUUACAGUAUGGAAAGCGACGAUUUACGAAAGCGUACAGAUACAAGCAGCACGGCUUUCGCUGUCACUUCAAGCGAGACUUUAAGCGCUGAUGGUGAUUCCACUUCGAAAGAAGUCAUUCAUUCACGUCCUUGGCUCAAGUGGCCCGUGGCUGCGUAUGAACCCAAAAAAUACUGGACAGGAUUCCUCUUACGAUUCGCUGUCUUGAUCGCUCUCAUUGCUGUUCUCAUUGGCAUCGGACUUGGCUUGCGAUAUACAGAUGGAAUUCCUGAUCAUGAAGAUUUCUCCCAGAUGCAGUUCGACUGGCGAGUAGAUCCUUCCAGCUAUCUGAAGCCAUUCAACGAGUCGUUUCAGUAUAAUACCCUUCUCGACGGCCAUGCUCAUUCCACCUACAGUGACGGUCGCUUAAAUGCGAGACAAUUGCUUGAAUGGCAUAUUGCUAAUGGUUACAAUGCCGUGAUAGUCACGGAUCAUAAUUCUGUUCAUGGAGGGUUGGCUGUUGAGCAAUUGGCGCUAAAGGAAUAUGCGGAUAAAAUCACCGUCAUCCCCGGCAUGGAAUACACAUGUUGUCGAAUACAUAUGAACUUCAUCGAUAUCAAUGAAACAGUACCUGUUGGGCCUCCUGUACCUUCAGAUGAGGAUUUGCGAAAGGCAAUUGAACGUGUUCAUGCUCUGGGUGGCCUCGUCAUAGUCAACCAUAUUCCUUGGAGUAACACAACAGAGUAUGGUUAUGAAUUACCAAGGUUACCGAACCAUCCAUCCGUUGCCGAUCUAAUCGACUGGGGAGUGGAUGGCUUCGAAGUAGUUCAUCAAGAUACUUUCGACUAUCCUACUUUUCAAACGACGCAAGCUCGCAAUUUGAUUCAGAUGACCGGCACCGAUUUACACCAUCCGUCGGUUGCAGCGAAUGUCUGGCUUGUUGUCAAUGCCGUGAAUAAUACACGGAAAGCCAUCAUGGAUGAAAUUCGUGCCAGGCGCACCUCCUUCCUUUUCGAUCCUGCUGGUACACCUCAACGUGCGUAUCCGGUACCAUCAAAGAAAUACGCGCUACUAAGCCCUCUGCUGACUCUCGGCGGUUACUUUGGUAUCUUUUACUCGGACUCGAAGGGGAUGUACAGUUUUCAGGGUACUUUUUGUCACCCUGAGAAGUUGCAAGUGCAUAAAGACGUUAUUGGCUGGUUCAUCUUCUGGGUCUUCAUCGGCAUUAUCGCCUUUGAACUGGUACGCUUACUCAUACUCGUUACCUGGGAUGUCAUGGUACGCCGCUGGCGACGACGAAGGGCCAAUAUCAUGGGGUUGGAUGAGUAACCAUACUGUACUUUUAGCAUUCAUGUAAAAUAAACCAUUGCGGCAUAUCCUGCAUAAAGAUGCUGCAUUUCAAACCCAAU